GUUACAAGGAUACAGCAAUAUGGGAGGAUUCACGAGUAAGCACUGGGAGGAGAUGACGGAGAUGGAGGCUGCACAGCAGGGUAUUAAAAAGGAGGAGAACAAGGAGAGGCUUAGUUUCCGUGAUAAAUUGCGAACCCGUAUCCUCAGAUCAGAUCCUAGAUCCUGUUCAGAUGGUUUAGAUAGAACUCCCAUAGCUGUAGAUAGACCAGGAGCAGAGUGUGAAACCCCAGUUCAGAUGAAGACAGUAUCCCUAGUAGACCCUAGAUCUCCAGGUGGUGGAGUGGAUAGGACUCCUAUAGUUGUAGAAGAUGAAGGGGUCAGGAGACGGGUUCUAAUGCAACAAGAAUGUGAUACUCCAAUCAGAGGACAGAUACCUCCAGCAAUAACAAUCCCUGGAUCUGAUAGGACAAUUGAUCCAUUGAUCAUUGAUUCCGGAGAGUAUGAUCCUAGAUCACCCAGCAAUCUUCAACCUAGAACACCGAUCACCUCGACUCCUGCACUAGAUCUCAUCACUAAACAAAGUUCUAACUACGAUACUCCGCCCACCGUGGACUUGUCGGAUUUGAAGGUGGAGACAGAGAGACGAGUUGAUAAAGGACAACCCAGUCAUAUUCUACAGAAUAAGUUUAAAUCUGCGCUCUCUACUCUUCCAUACUCGGAUCCUUCUACCCCAGAAGCUGCAGGAGACCUGGAUAGUUCGGAUCUGAGCUUAAAGAGCAGCAAUGAUAGUUCUCUUGUCAUCUAAACCCUAUGAUUCCUCAAACUAUUCUUGCCAAGAGAGUUAUUUGUUGAUCAGUUUCAUUUCCCAAGAGAUCAGGAGCUCACGGUUGCUUAUAUUCAUGUUCUAAGGAGUCGAAAAAAAGUUGUUAAAAAUUUAUCAUAUCCCAGUUUAAAAGAAUAA
Molecule: messenger RNA, 901 nt
Organism: Eurytemora carolleeae
Lineage: Eukaryota; Metazoa; Arthropoda; Copepoda; Calanoida; Temoridae
Product: cell division cycle-associated protein 3
Exons: 6
Coding region: 20-745 (241 amino acids)
Source: RefSeq, a predicted model, not a curated record